GAUUCGCCUCGCGCCUGAGUCCGAUAUUUCGAAUGUAGUGAUUCAGUUGUACGCUGUGUGGCUGUGCGAAAAAACUAUCAAAACAUUCCGCCUUCGUUGGGUGUUAAGAGUAAAUACUAAAUAAAUAGUAGAUCCUGUUAACUGCAUAACAAUUAAAUACAGUGUUGUUUUUUAAAGAAAAAUUUUCAAAACUAGAUUACGAAAAUAUUUUCCAAAAAUUAGUUUCGAAAAUAUUCAAAAAAUAUAUUUUUUUGUAUACAAAGCGCAUUCGAGUGCAACAACAAUUGAUUUAAUUUGUUGUUAUUGUAAAGGUGAACGUUGCAUUUUCAAUAUUUUUCGGCAGCUGCUUGUGUUUAAAACGCAUACAAACAAACAUAAAUACCGACAAACAUAGUAACGCGCAUCACUCUGUGUAUAGUUAUCUGCCUGCCCAUAAUCAGCAGAUUCCACAAAUUGUCUCAUUGGGACAAAUUAUCGAAAAUUUCUCUUUCACUUCGGGAAAGCCAGCCAGUCCAACAGUCCACCAGCCAUGACAUCAGUGCGCAACAAUGCAGUCUCCGUCAGCGUCGCCGCUCUGCUGCUGGGAUGGGUUAUUUUUGGGUGCCUAAAUAAUUCGGUCCUGGCAGACGUUGCACAGAAAUCUGGCGAAAAAUCCACAGAUAGCACAGAUCCAGAUUACUUUUACGAUGAAUCAAGUCCCGAAAAUAUAAAGGCGGCAUCCAAACCGGCCCAACCCACAAUUGUACCGUAUUUUGAUGAGCCAAAGAAAACCGUUUAUGCCAAAGAGAAUGCCGCUGUGACUCUAACAUGUCCCGUUCAGAAUUAUGAUGAAUCGCAACAUCUAAUUGUCUGGUUUAAGAACAACAACACAAUCACCACCGGUAAGGAAAUCAUCGCCGAUGCUGCACUCUACCAUCUGGAUAAGGAUAUGAAUUUGGUUGUUGAUAAAGUAACGGAGAAGACCAAGGGCGAAUACUCGUGUACCGUUAUGCCGUAUAAAGCCCAUAUGGAUAUACAUUUGGAGAUUGGCGAGGAGCCUGUAGCCGAUAAUAAACAGAUGAUGGUGAGCGCAAGCGCUCUGUUGUUGUUGCUCUCAACAUUGGUGGCGCGAGAAUUGAGCUUUGGCAUUUUGCGUUUAGAUACAUUCUUUUAGGCACACAGACAGAGUUUGAGUUUAUAAGCAGCUUCUUACAUACUUAUAUAUAAAAUAUUUACAUUUAAUGUGAGAAAAGAAAAACAAAAAACAUAAAAUGAAAACAACAAAAAAUAUGAUAUUAUUGUAAUUGUACCAUAGCUGAGGAUAAUUGUUUUAUUUUUGUUCGUUCUUUUCUGUUUACACUAAAUACCACAGAACUUGCAUACUUUAUAGCAGAAGACUUAAUCCACAAUGCAGAAAUAGUAUAUAUAAAUGUAGUACUUGAACCAAAUAGGCAGACGAGUAUAUAGUAAAUACUAUAUAUAUUGUAGUGCAUAUGUUAGUAUAAAACACAGUAUAAAAAUAAAUGAUGAUGAACUUUACAAUAGUACUUUAAACGUAUAUGUGUAUGUAGGUAUGUAUGUGAGGUGCAUUGGCUUGCAAGCGCUUUAAAACAGUUGAAAUUUUGUAAAUUUGUUGACUUUUAGUAGAUUACAAGUUUAAAUUCUCCAUUAAAUACAUACAUUUUCAUCGAAACGACGUAUGCUUUUUUUACGUAAUAAUAACAAUUUUUGUGUAAAAAUAGCUUGUACAGUACUGAAAAAAGUCUAAUUUUAGUUUUCAUCGAAAGGAUGUACGCAUAUUUUCGCGAGUAUUAUUAUACUAAAACGUAUAAUCCUAAUCUAUUUGCAUUAAAACUUAAAAAUGGUAGCAUUUUUUGAAAGAAACACAUGUUUUAAGCGUUCAUCGUAUGGAUGAAUUUAUGCUUUUCCAAUUCAUUUUGAUAUUUUCCAUUUUCUGAAUAUAAUUGUAUUUUAUAGUGAGUAUAAAAACAUAAAACAUUAAAAAUAAUAAUAAUAAAACUUUGUUCCGAGAUCGUAAUAUUUAUUUAAAAAAAAUUUUAUAACUUGAAUUUAUUUAUUAUUGUAUAGAUGUACUAUGUAUUUUACAUACUUCAUAUUUAACAUAUAUUGUCUGAUAAAUCUUAUAAUUAAUGCUGAAGACAUACACAGCCUUCAAAAGAAAAGUUAUUAAGUAAUUUUUAAGCACAAGCAAAAUGUAUACGUCAAUUCGAUGAAAAUGCAUUUGUGCUAUUUAUGUGCAUACAUUUAAUUUGUGUGGAGUAAUUAGGGACGAUUAGCAAGAGAUUAUGUAACUAUGAACUAUAAAAAUUUGUGCGAUUAGUGUAAUUAAAAUAUAAUUUUUUUUUUCAUAUUUAUUUUUAUUUUUUUAAAUAAAAACAUUAAAGCAGGAAAAUGAUAUUACAUUUUAAUCGUUACUAUUAUUUUAUUAUCUUUUUUUUUUCAAAAAAUAAAAAAAUUAGAUUAAAUGGCAAAAGCCUUUAACUCAUUCAACAUUCAUCGAAUGGAAGUAUGAAAUAAAAAUAUUAUUUAUUUAUUGUGUGAAACACACACACCAAAUGCAUGAUAAAUAUUUUAAAUACCAAAGAGCGUAUUUAGUUAUGUAUAAUUUUAUACUUCUUGAUGAAAGGAUGGCCAUAAUACUAUUUAAUGUAUUUUUUUAUUUUUGUGACCUAUAUUUCUUCUAAUCGUAAACAACCCCUGAGUUUUUCACUUGUUAAUAAACCAAACAGUAAAAACUGAUAACAUAUACUCCCAAACGCUACACUUAAUCAUUGCUUAGAUUCAUCUAUUCGAUGAAAUUCAGUAUUUAUCGUUUAAAUGGUCACUUUUGUUAGAUAAUCAAGAUAUUUGUUCACCUUCAUAUUAAAGCCGUGUCAAUUUAAUCCAGCAUUCAUUUUGAUGAAUAUUUUGAUGAAAUUCAAAAGUGUUCCUAUAUGGAAUGUUUCAACAAAAUUCAUGGUAAUGUUUCUACUUCCACAUGUUUUCAAACACUAUAUUACUACUAUCAAUGGAAAUGUCAAUUCAAAAUCAAAAUUCUCUUUAUAUUCUAAAAUGACUAAUUGAUCAUCUAAUCGAUGAAUAUAUUUUGUCUGCUAAAUGUGACCAAUGUAAAUUUUUUUUACGGAGAAUACAUUUUUUAGCUACUAGAUAUGUACGUACAAUCGAUGAAAACACAAUUUUUAGGUAAUUUUAUUUGCAAAUCGUCCUUAAUUAAUCUGAACACAAGCAUAAAUGUAUAUGUAUAUAUGUAUUUUAUAUAAUAAAUUGUUUAGUAAUUACAUGUGUACAUCUUUUCGAUGAAUACAUAUUUUUUUGAUAUUUUGACUGUGAAUCGUAUUUUAUUACUCUGAACUCAAGCAAAAUGCAUAUUUUACAUAAUUUGCAGAUAUUUAAUACAAAAAAUAUGUAUUUUUACUGCAAAAAAGCAUGAUUACUUGUUACAAGCCAAACAAUUAACGGAAAAAUAGGAAUGAAUGCUCGAGUCAGCCAUACGUACAACAAGUAGUUUUCUGUUCUAAACUUUAGCUGUUGCUUUAGUACUAUAUAAUUACAUACAUCUUGCGAUAUACUUAUAUACAUAUACACACACACACAUAUUUAUUUACAUACAAAUAUAUAUACCAUGUACUCGUUGUAAGGACUUUGUAUUGUCAAAAGGAAUUUGGAAACCUAAACAGCAGUUAUAAUAGCAGUACUUAUGAAAAUAAAAACCGUAUGGAAUUUGUAAGCAAAAGCUAAAGAAUUGCUGAGAGGCAAGGCUUAGUGAAAGCAAAUGUAAGAUAUAAGUAAGUAAGUAAAUGAGGAGGAAACAGUGAAACCGAAAAGUGCCAUUAUUUUACACAGCGAUAGCGCGAUGAAAGAAAGUAGCAUAAAUAUAGCGUAUAGUUUAAAGAAUAUUUUAGUGAAGCCUUUUAUGAAAAUAAAAACAAAUAUAUUUGGGAGACAAUUUUAUGUGAAAAAAAUAUUAGCAAAAAAAAUAGUUAAAAAUAUGUGUGUUGGGUAUAAAAAAAAAAUAGUUUUGUUAUUUUUUUCUUAGCGAAAACAUAAAUUUAUUUAAAAAAAUAUUUUUAGCAAAUAUUGAAAUAAAUUACAACACACAUAUAAAUAACGGUAAACGACUAUGUAUGCAUUAAUAAACUCUAUUAUAACUGCUCGUUUACGCUGUCGUGAGUACAAAUUUUUAUUUAGGAUAUUGAAAGCUGACGUAUGUAUGUGGAUCGUAUUGAAAUACUGUAUUGUAUUGUAAUUGUAUUUGUAGUUGUAGCUAUGCUUGUUAAUAGCUGAAAGACAUUAUUAUUAUUAUUAUAAAACUUACAAUUAAAACAAAAAAAAUAGUCAAAACGAAAACCAAUUGCAACAAAAUAAAACAGUUGAAUAAUGCAAUGUAAUGAUUCUACAAGCAGCAAGCAAGCAAGGAGCACUAAAAAAUGCCUUUUAAAAAUCAAACCAAAUAAAUCAAAUCGGCAUUAAAAUUCUAAUGAAGCUGUGUGUAAUAGCGAAUAAUACAAAAAAGAAAAAUGUAUGUGUACUUAAAAAAGUUAAAGCAAAGCAAAAGCAAGUUGCAUUGAAGGUGGCUAGCAGAUAGGCAGGCAUUUGCACGCAUUGCUGUUUUCAAAAUGUAUGGCAUGUUUUCAAGAAAAUGCGGAAAAAUAAAAUCAUAUGUACUUAUUUUUUGAAGUGGCAAAAAUA
Zeugodacus cucurbitae (melon fly) is the source of this 4689-nucleotide messenger RNA. RefSeq lists its product as uncharacterized. The transcript has 3 exons. Bases 530 to 1153 code for a protein of 207 amino acids. The record is from RefSeq and is a predicted model, not a curated record. NCBI's taxonomy places the organism in Eukaryota, Metazoa, Arthropoda, Insecta, Diptera, Tephritidae.